UCCUCCCGCAUGUCCAAUAUGUCGGCGCCCACUGGAAGUGUGAAUUGUGAGGAGUUCGCCGAGUUCCAGGAAUUACUCAAGGUGAUGAGGACGAUUGAUGACAGAAUAGUACAUGAAUUAAACACUACGGUUCCAACAGCUUCCUUUGCAGGAAAAAUUGAUGCCAGCAAAACCUGUAAACAACUCUAUGAGUCUUUGAUGGAAGCUCAUGCUAGCAGGGAAAAAGUAAUAAAAAACUGCAUAGCCCAGACAUCAGCAGUAGUAAAGGCCCUUCAAGAACGGAGAGAGAAGGACUCAAAUGAUUUAACAUUAUUAAAGCAAAUUAGAAAAGAGCAGACAAAGUUGAAAUGGAUGCAGUCAGAACUGAAUGUUGAAGAAGUAGUAAAUGACCGAAGCUGGAAGGUAUUUAAUGAACGCUGCAGAGUUCACUUCAAGCCUCCAAAGAAGGAAUAAAGAAAGAAGGCUAUUUCUAAAGGAGAUAGUCAUACCUAAAAGCUGAGCAAGACAGACACAGGAAGGGCAGGCUGCUUAGAAGGAUGAUUUCUGAGCCAACAGACCAAGACCUUUUGUUGAUUUCAGGCCCACUUCACUAAGACCUCAAAUAUAAAUAAUUCUAAUAAUUAUGGAGAAAUCAACUGCUAUUUUAUACUGAAUCUGUGAAAAAAAUGUUUUGUAACUAUUAAAAUAAUUUUCAG
Messenger RNA from Gracilinanus agilis (Agile Gracile Mouse Opossum), 695 nucleotides. It is a transcript of the gene MIX23, whose product is annotated as mitochondrial matrix import factor 23. Gene Ontology annotation, cellular component: mitochondrial intermembrane space; mitochondrion. The record is from RefSeq and is a predicted model, not a curated record. The transcript is spliced from 5 exons. The coding region runs from base 10 to 453 and encodes 147 amino acids. Lineage: Eukaryota; Metazoa; Chordata; Mammalia; Didelphimorphia; Didelphidae.